Messenger RNA from Triticum aestivum (bread wheat), 2115 nucleotides. Its product is annotated as probable L-type lectin-domain containing receptor kinase S.5. Bases 1 to 2115 code for a protein of 704 amino acids. NCBI's taxonomy places the organism in Eukaryota, Viridiplantae, Streptophyta, Magnoliopsida, Poales, Poaceae. The record is from RefSeq and is a predicted model, not a curated record. Gene Ontology annotation, biological process: protein phosphorylation. Gene Ontology annotation, molecular function: ATP binding; protein kinase activity; carbohydrate binding. The transcript has a single exon.
AUGACAAAGCCCAAUACCAGCAGCCUGUCGAACUUAUUCUGCAUAGCUUGUUCAGCUGUUGUCAUCCUAGGCAGAACCUGCAGUUGCUUGCAGUUCACUUACCCCAACUUCAACGCAAGAAACAGGGAUGAUUUCAGGUUCAGCCCUGGCUCAGCAAUCUCCAACAACUCCCUGCAGAUCACGCCGAGCGCCGGCAACAUGACCCACCGGUCGGGGAGAGUGGUGUACGCCAAGGAGACCCUCAAGCUGUGGAACAGCAAGCGCACGGCGCUCACCUCCUUCAGGACAGAUUUCAUGCUCAACAUCCUCCCACAGAACGGGACUGGAGAAGGUAUGGCCUUUGUGCUCACCAAUAAUCUGCCGUUGCCCAGCAACAGCAGCGGUCAGUGGCUGGGCGUGUGCAACAACCAGACAGACGGCGCGAAGACGAACCGAGUAGUAGCCGUGGAAUUCGACACGAGGAAGAGCAACGAGGAUGACCUUGACGGCAACCAUGUCGGCAUUGACAUCAACAGCAUCAAAUCUUUUCGGCAGUACCCGCUUAAUAAUCUCUCCAUCUUCCUCUCAACUGGGUCAGAUGUAUGGGUCAGUAUCAGGUACCACGGCACGUUACAGUUGCUUCAAAUAUUUCUAGUCCAGUACAGCAUCCGUGGGCGGCAUCUUUUCCAGGGAGAUACAUACAUUGAUCUGUCACAAGUUCUGCAGGACGACGUAUAUCUGGGAUUCACAGGUUCCACAGGCGACACCACACAACUGAACCAGAUAAAGUCGUGGAACUUCACCACAGUAGACAUUGAUGUCAAAGUUGGAAGAGGGCGUUGGAGAAAGGUGCUUUUGGCUCUCGUUACAUUGCUUGUGUUUUGUAUAAGUUUGUUUGCUGGGCUGUUCAUGUGGAGAAGGCUGACGCGGCGGAGAAGGCUCGCCUACCGCAACCUGGAGAAGAAGAUCGACGCACAUGGUCCGGUCAAAUUUAAGCUCAGGGAGCUCAGGCAUGCGACUGCGAACUUCAGUCCUACCCGCAAGCUCGGCAGAGGAGGCUUUGGCACCGUUUACCUUGGAUACGUCGAUAGGAUGAACUUGGAGGUGGCCGUCAAGCGGGUGUCGACGGACAAGCAGGCCGACACCAACCGGGGAGAGAAGGAGUUCGUGGCAGAGGUGAACACGAUCAGCAAGCUGUCGCACCGGAACCUCGUGAAGCUGAUCGGCUGGUGCCACAAGAAGGGCGAGCUGUUGCUUGUCUACGAGUACUUCCCCAUGGGAAGCCUUGACAAGCUCCUUUACGCCAGAGAAAGGACCGCAUCGUCCUCGUCCAUGUCGGCGUCGACGGACACACCAGAGCUCACAUGGAAGCGGCGGUACAAGAUCAUCUGCGGCGUGGCAUCGGCGCUGGACUACCUGCACCACGGGAGCAGCAAGCGGAUCCUCCACAGGGACGUCAAGGCCAGUAACGUGAUGCUGGAUGCGGAGUACAACGCGCGGCUGGGGGACUUCGGCCUCGCCCGCGUCAUCCAGCACGACGGCGUCACGCACCACUCCACGCAGGUCGUGGCGGGGACCCGCGGCUACAUGGCGUACGAGAGCUUCUUCACCGGCCGCGCCAGCCUCGACACGGACGUGUACGCGUUCGGGGUGUUCGUCAUGGAGGUGGUCAGCGGGAGGAGCCCCAGCAACGCCGUGCAGCAGCACUACAUCCACGACAGCGACCACCGUGGUGAGGAGGAUUACUCGGGCGGCGGGGGAGCGCGGCACCCCUUGCCGAUGCACAUCGUGGACUGGAUGUGGAGGCUCUACGGCGGAGGGAAGGCCUUGCAUGCCGCCGACCCUUUGCUCGGCGGCGAGUUUGACCAGGCGCAGGUGGACUGUGCGGUGAGGCUGGCGUUGGCGUGCUGCCACCCGAACCCGAGGGAGAGGCCGUCCAUGAGGACGGCGGUGCAGGUGUUGAUCGAUGGUGCCCCGGCGCCGGAGCCGCCGGUUAAUAAGCCUGCGUUUGUUUGGCCUCCGGGCGGCAAUCAGCGGGAGAUGGAGCUGCCGGACGUCGGCUUGCUGUUCACGGGAGGGGCUAGGCAGCACAGCAGUUUCUGCUCCUUGACCUCCACUUCCCUCACGGGGAGGUGA